Messenger RNA from Globicephala melas (long-finned pilot whale), 1243 nucleotides. RefSeq names its product lysophosphatidic acid receptor 3 (gene LPAR3). Gene Ontology annotation, molecular function: lysophosphatidic acid receptor activity. The record is from RefSeq and is a predicted model, not a curated record. NCBI's taxonomy places the organism in Eukaryota, Metazoa, Chordata, Mammalia, Artiodactyla, Delphinidae. Gene Ontology annotation, biological process: regulation of metabolic process; adenylate cyclase-activating G protein-coupled receptor signaling pathway. Gene Ontology annotation, cellular component: plasma membrane; cytoplasm.
CCCGCUUGCCGCGUCGCCCUCGGCUGCUCGCGCCCGGCCCCCGGUCUCCCUGUCGCGCUCGGCCCCGAGGGCAUGCGGCAGCAGCAGGGGUCUACGCUCCCGGGCUCCGCGGCGCGGGCGAGCGUGAGCGGAUGUUCAGUUCUUCUCCACAAUGAAUGAGUGCUACUAUGAUAAGCAGAUGGACUUUUUUUAUAAUAGGAGCAACACUGACACUGCCGAUGAGUGGACAGGAACGAAGCUUGUAAUUGUUUUGUGUGUUGGAACAUUUUUCUGCCUGUUUAUCUUUUUUUCUAAUUCUCUGGUCAUCGCAGCAGUAAUCAAAAACAGGAAGUUUCAUUUCCCCUUCUACUACCUGUUGGCUAACCUCGCCGCUGCAGAUUUCUUUGCUGGAAUUGCCUAUGUAUACCUGAUGUUUAACACUGGCCCAGUUUCAAAAACUCUGACUGUCAACCGCUGGUUUCUCCGCCAGGGGCUUCUGGACACUAGCUUAACAGCCUCCCUGACCAAUUUGUUGGUUAUUGCCGUGGAGAGGCACAUGUCAAUCAUGAGGAUGCGAGUCCACAGCAACCUGACCAAAAAGAGAGUGACGCUGCUCAUCUUGUUCGUCUGGGCCAUUGCCAUCUUUAUGGGGGCUGUCCCCACACUGGGCUGGAAUUGCCUCUGUGACAUCUCUGCCUGCUCUUCCCUGGCCCCCAUUUAUAGCAGGAGUUACCUCAUUUUCUGGAGUGUGUCCAACCUCAUGGCCUUCUUCAUUAUGGUCGUGGUGUACCUGCGGAUCUACAUGUACGUAAAGAGGAAAACCAACGUCUUAUCUCCGCACACAAGUGGGUCCAUCAGCCACCGGAGGACACCCAUGAAGCUAAUGAAGACGGUGAUGACUGUCUUAGGGGCCUUUGUCGUGUGCUGGACACCAGGUCUGGUGGUUCUGCUGCUCGACGGCCUGAACUGCACGUGGUGCAACGUGCAGCAUGUGAAAAGGUGGUUCCUGCUGCUGGCGCUGCUUAACUCCGUCAUGAACCCCAUUAUCUACUCCUACAAGGAUGAGGACAUGUACAGCACCAUGAAGAGGAUGCUCUGCUGCUUCUCACAGGAGAAGAACCCAGAGAGGCGGUCCUCCCACAUCCCCUCCGUGGUCCUCAGCCAGAGCGACACGGGGGGCAGCCAGUAUAUGGAGGAUAAUAGCAACCGAGGCCAGGUCUGCAACAAGAGCAGCUCCUAGGCUUCAAUGUCCCUCUGCCUGGCC